CUCAAUGAGGCUGUCGAGAGCGCAACUGGAUUGAACAGCAACUGGAUUGAGCGUGGAGCAGCGAACAUCACUGUCCACUCCGAGCACAACAUGGAUUACAGACGGAUUAAGCGUGUAUUAUUUGUCAAUGUAUUUAUGAACUUUGUAUUUAUUUCUCUUCAGAAAAAGGAAGAGGUGUUAUUGGAUAUGGUGGCAUCGGCAGCUGAGUUGGGUUGGUUGACAUCGCCUGUUGAGAACGGGUGGGAGAUAGGCCAACAGGCUGUGAAUGGCUCUCUGUUGUAUAACUAUUAUAUAUGUAACGUGGAGAAACGAGAACAAGACAACUGGCUCCGUACUACGUUCAUCCAGCGCAACCCCGCUGCCUCUCGGGUCUUUGUGGAGCUGCAAUUCCUUGUCCGUGACUGCAACACAUUCGAGGCAGACUCUCUUACCUGCAAGGAGACCUUUAACUUGUACAUCUAUGAGGCUGAUGCAGACAUUGGCACUGCUUUCCGCAAAAGCCAGUUCCGAAAAGUGGCCACCAUUGCUCCAGAUGAAAUAUCCGUCGUUGGAGAGAUGAAGUUGAACACUGAGACUAAAGUAGUGGAUAACCUUUCACAUAAGGGCUUCUACCUGGGCUUCCAGGACAUUGGGGCCUGUGUAGCCAUCUACUCUGUUAGGGUUUACUAUAAAACAUGUCCUGCAACAGUGCAGAGCUUGGCAGCAUUCCCUGAGACAGUGGCAGGGGGGGAGAAUCAAGCCCUGCGGGAGGUGGCAGGAAGUUGUGUCAAAAAUGCUGUCAGUGAGGGCCAACCGCGCAUUUAUUGCACCACGGAUGGGGAAUGGGUCGUACCUAUGAGCCAGUGCCAGUGCAAACCCGGGUUCGAAGCCCUCGAAGAAACUUGCCAAGAUCGAGGCCAGAAACAGCUGUUGUCACUUAAGAUUUUGGGUUUGGGUCAGGAGUAUUGA
Molecule: messenger RNA, 948 nt
Organism: Danio aesculapii
Lineage: Eukaryota; Metazoa; Chordata; Actinopteri; Cypriniformes; Danionidae
Product: ephrin type-A receptor 2-like
Exons: 4
Coding region: 91-948 (285 amino acids)
Biological process (GO): axon guidance
Cellular component (GO): neuron projection
Molecular function (GO): protein binding; transmembrane-ephrin receptor activity
Source: RefSeq, a predicted model, not a curated record